AUGGCUGUCGUGGCUGUCGCAGAGGCCGCGGCUAGCCGCUUAUUGCGGGGCUUUCUGCCGCUGCUGCUUCUGCUUCAGUGGUGCUGCGUGUCCCCCGCAGAUUUCUUGAAGGUGGAGAUGGAAGGGAAGAAUCAAACUGUGUUGCUGAAUGACAAUGUCACCAUCUCCUGCAAGGUCUCUGGUUCCACACCCCUGGACAUUAACAAGUCGGGUAUUAUUUGGUAUCUGAAGCAUCAGGCGAAUGAAACAGAGCACAUGGUGUUUAUAAUGUAUGCAGACAUUCAAAAGGCAUUCAGACGCGGAGCCAGCGUGUCUCCAGCGGGGCUAGAGAAGGGGGACGUCUCACUGCACCUUCCUGGAGUCCAGCUGAGAGACACAGGAGAGUACCGAUGUGAAGUGGUGGUUACCCCCGAAAAGGCCCAGGAAACAGUCUUUCUAAAAGUUUUGGCUUCCCCAGAGUGCACCUGGUUUCGAGAGCAAGCUAUGGUGAAAGAUGAUGGCGACAAAUACAUUUUGUGUAAGGCAUAUGGGUUCUAUCCAGAGGACAUUACCAUAACAUGGCAUACAUGGACCCAGGAAAACCACCAGGGCCAGGAGAUUUCUGAAGGUAUCACCACUGGUCCAGCCAUCAAGAAUGAGGACGGCACAUUUAACAUCACCAGCCGUGUGAGGCUGGAACACAACGUGACCACCUACCAAUGUGUGAUAAGUCACAGAUCCUUGCCCACCUCCUGUAGGUUGAACUUCACCCAGUUUUGGAGAGGAUCUGAGAUGGGACAUACCUGGGGCCCUAGUGACACUUCGUUGGUUGCUAUUGGCUGUUUUGGAAUAGCAGCAGCAAUCAUUCGACUGAUUUAUUGUUACAAAAAAAGAAAGCUGCUUCUCAGGAGUCAUGAUCCAGUACCACAAGAAGAGACUAAAGAAUUGGAACUUGGUGCAUUCAUGAUGUCUUCAGAUGGAGGAGCACUGUGUAAGGCAAUUCUUACACAGACGGAUAACAGAAACCUCACACUUUCUCAGAGAACGGGUAACUGA
Messenger RNA from Pipistrellus nathusii (Nathusius's pipistrelle), 1035 nucleotides. NCBI's taxonomy places the organism in Eukaryota, Metazoa, Chordata, Mammalia, Chiroptera, Vespertilionidae. The record is from the annotation of a GenBank genome assembly.